Ochlerotatus camptorhynchus is the source of this 744-nucleotide messenger RNA. RefSeq lists its product as uncharacterized. The record is from RefSeq and is a predicted model, not a curated record. The transcript has a single exon. Bases 1 to 744 code for a protein of 247 amino acids. NCBI's taxonomy places the organism in Eukaryota, Metazoa, Arthropoda, Insecta, Diptera, Culicidae.
AUGACGGAUUGUAACCCGACCAAGACGCCUAUGGAGAAGAACCUGGUUGUUUCCCGUGAUGGUGAGUCGACCCAAGAACCGUACCGUGAGCUGCUGGGCACAAUUAUGUACGUAAUGCUGUGCACCAGGUCUGAUUUGUGUUUCCCCGUCGGAUUCCUGGGCCGUUACCAACAGAACCCCACAGUUAACCAUUGGCAAUGCCUCAAGCGUAUAGUACGGUAUUUGAAAGGGACGAAAACGAAGCACCUGAAGUUUGUACGCGACGAAUCAGCGGAAGCGUUGGUAGGAUAUGUUGACGCCGACUGGGCAUCGGAUGCGGAAGACAGGAAGUCAGUCAGCGGCUACCUGUUCACGGUAUUCGGUAAUCCUGUAUCGUGGUCGAGCAAAAAGCAGGUUACCGUUGCUACAUCCUCGAGUGAAGCGGAAUAUGUGUCGCUGAGUUCUGCUGUUUCGGAAGCGAUCUGGUUGUCCGGAGUGAUGGAAGAUCUUCAAUUGAAGCGGCCUGCGGAUCCGGUCGUAAUAUUUGAGGACAAUCAAGGAGCAAUAGGUAUGGCGAAGAAUUGUGAAAGCAAGAGAAGCAAGCAUAUAGAUAUCAAGCACCACUUCAUCCGGGACCACAUUGCGAAUGGACGUGUAGCGGUGAAGUAUAUCAGUACCGAAAAGCAACUGGCGGAUUUGUUCACCAAACCGGUGGACGCGGUGCGCAUGGAGAAGCUGUGCCAAGGCUUUGGAAUGGCCGAUUGA